UAAAAUAUUAGUUAAUUCUGAUGUUCCAUUUACGCACUGCAAAGCAAAUCAUAACCUGCUCACCCUUCUCCCCUUUUCUCUCACUAAAAUCUGCUGAUCUGAAUAAGAAAACCUGUGGCGGGACUUCAAUUUCGACACCAUUUUCCUGUGAGUUGAUGAAGCCUCCUUGGAUCAUUUCCGAUUUAUUCCGGGCUUUCUGAAAUUUUUUUAUCGUAAACUUCAUUUAUUCCACACCCCAACAACAUGGACAGUUCUGAGGUUGAAGAUAAUUUACUCUCCAUCAGUGAGCCAAAGUUACAUGGUGACAUGUGCAAGAGCCUGUAUGAUGUGUAUGUGAAAGUGUUGGGCAUAUUUCCUGACCUUGAAGCAUCAAGACCCAGAAGCACAUCCGGCAUUCAGGCACUAUGUGCCCUCCACAUUGCACUUGAGAAGACCAAGAAUAUUCUCCAACACUGCGCUGAUUGUAGUAAACUCUACUUGGCAAUAACUGGAGACUCUGUUGUUCUGAAAUUUGAGAAGGCCAGAUGUGCCCUAGAAGAUGGUUUGAGGCGUGUUGAAGAUAUUGUUCCCCAAGCCAUUGGUGUUCAGAUUGCUGAGAUCCUAGUCGAGCUUGGGUGUAUAGAGUUCACACUCAAUCCAACCGAGAAGCAAAUCGGGGACGAGAUAAUUACCCUUCUUCAGCAAGGGAGCAACUUCAGCACCGGCUCAAACGACAACAACGAGCUCGAGUCCUUCCAUCAGGCAGCCAGCAAGCUCGGCAUCACCUCUUCGCGGGCCGCCCUCCGCGAAAGACGGGCCUUGAAAAAGCUCGUGGACCGAGCCCAAACCGAGGAGGACAAGAGGAAAGAGUCAAUCGUGGCUUAUCUCCUCCACCUCAUCAAAAAGUACUCGAAGCUCUUCAGAAGCGAGAUCUCAGACGACAAUGACUCCCAAGGCUCGACCCCUUGCUCCCCCACUCUGCAGGGCAACGCCAGCUGUCCCUUUUUCGACCGCCAGCUGUCAAAGCUUAGCUCCUUCAACUUCAAGCCCAACCUCAGAAGGUCCGGGCAGAUGCCCGUCCCUCCCGAGGAGCUUAGGUGCCCGAUAUCCUUGCAGCUCAUGUACGACCCUGUCAUCAUAGCUUCCGGGCAGACAUAUGAAAGGGUUUGCAUUGAAAAGUGGUUUGAUGACGGGCACCAAACGUGCCCAAAGACCCAGCAGCAGCUCCCACAUCUCUCACUUACUUCUAAUUACUGCGUGAAGGGUCUCGUGGGCGGAUGGUGUGAGCAGAACGGAGUUCCCGUCCCAGAAGGUCCUCCCGAGUCACUUGAUCUCAACUACUGGAGGCUGGUGCUCUCGGAAAGCUACUCGGCUGACUCGAAGUCACUCGAGUACAAGGGUGUGCCACUUAACAACAUCAAGGUGGAAGAGGAGGAGGAGGAUGAAACUUGCGAGGCUCGUGUGUUUGAGAAAUACAAGGGGUUCUUAAGGGUUUUGGAGGAUGAGGAGGAUGGUGAUCUGGUGAGGAAAUGCAAGGUGGUGGAGAAAAUAAGGCACUUGCUCAAGGAUGAUGAAGAGGCCAGGAUUUAUGUGGGGGCCAACGGCUUUCUGGAGGCAUUGCUGAGGUUUCUGGAGCAUGCAAUAUCCGUUGGGGACCAGACGGCCCAGGAGACUGGAGCCAUGGCUCUUUUCAACCUAGCUGUAAAUAAUAACAGAAACAAAGAAUCGAUGCUGGCCUUGGGCGUGCUGCCAUUACUGCACAAAAUGUCCAGCAAUGCGGACUCAGCAGGAGCAGCCACGGCCCUGUAUCUAAACCUAUCAUGUCUCGACGAGGCCAAGGCCAUAAUCGGGAACAGCGUUGCAGUCCCUUUUCUGAUCUCGGUCCUGAGGAACGAAAACGAGGAGCAGUGCAAGUUAGACGCUCUUCACACCCUCUACAACAUAUCCAGUGAGCCGGCCAACAUUCCUCACCUUCUGACAGCUGGCAUAAUCGAGGCCCUCCAGGCUGUCAUCGGUCACCCGUGGACCGAGAAAUGCAUAGCCAUCCUAAUCUAUUUGGCGUCGAGUAAAAACGCGCGUGACGAGAUUCGAGCAGUGCCGAGCUUGAUUAACGCGCUUGCUACUGUUCUUGAUGUGGGGGAGCCUGUGGAGCAAGAGCAGACUGCAGCUUGCCUUUUGAUGCUAUGCAGUUUGGAUGAAAAGUGUACUGAGAUGGUGCUUCAGGAAGGGGUUAUACCCUCGUUAGUGUCGAUUUCGGUGAAUGGGACUGUGAGGGGAAAGCACAAGGCGCAGAAGCUCCUGAUGCUGUUCCGGGAGCAGAGGCAGAGGCACAAGGAGAGGGAACCAUCGCCAUUGCCCACAGAGCCAGUCUCUCAGAGGCCCCUGUCAAAGACGGUGUCCAGGCAUAAAGUGGGUAAAGCGUUGAGUUUCUGGAGGAAGAACAAGAGUUUUUCCGUGUACCACCAGUGCUGAGAAAAAGUGGGGAUGAUAGAUUAAACGAUUAGUUGGUAUGGAUUGCACUACACUCUGGAGGCUUGGAGAUCAUACUUGGUGGUGUCUCUGUUGUGAAUAAUCAAUCCCUUGGGUGCUGAGUAGAGCACGUUUUGAGAUGAGGCAUAUCAUGUAUCACAAUACGUUCUUCUGUUAGUGGUUUUCGGUCCACUUUUAGCUUCGGAAGUAUCUGCCCACAACAGGAUUGUAGGAGUAUAAUAGGGAGAUCUACGUGAAUUGCCUUGUUGAAUUCUCACUACUGAGAGCAGCCAAACAAUCAAUAUAUCCGAGAAAUAAUAUCAUUUUCUUCCUAGGAGAAUAGCUUUAUUUCAAACUCCACGGUGGGUGCAUUUUAUUUUUUAGUUUUUAUUUUUUUGGGGACAUUUUUGUGUCUACUUUUACCUGGCUUGCCAAGUGCAACUCUAGUAAAAAACAAAACUUCAUAAAAACACUCUAUAUCUUUUUUAUUUUUUUUUUGGUACAAAUAGGGGAGAAAACAAUGGAAACUACAUCGCUACUUUACGAGAGUAGACUACAUCAAACAUAUCAUGUUCUAACCAAGGUCUUAAACCAACCGGUAGAACUUCGAAGCUUUGCAGGCCUCCUGGAGAAGUUGCGGCCAAAGAAGCCAAAAAAAUCCAUCGAGAAGUAAUGUUAGAAAAUCAGAG
Molecule: messenger RNA, 3137 nt
Organism: Striga asiatica
Lineage: Eukaryota; Viridiplantae; Streptophyta; Magnoliopsida; Lamiales; Orobanchaceae
Source: the annotation of a GenBank genome assembly